UUCAUCGAGUCUGCCAUGUUUUGUCCUACUUGUCGCGCUUGAUCAACGCGUUCGCGAUUUCUGUUCCAAACUACUAUUUUUCUGAAUGUAUUACAGGCUGUGUUUUGUUUACAAAUAGUGUAGUUUAUGACUCUGUAAUUAUUUAAUUGUAGCUUUAUAUUAAGCUACCACUUUUGAUACUCGUGUGAAUAAUGGUGUAGUUCGUAUUUCAUCAAAUUUUAAAACCGUUCAAAAGCUUGCCACAGUUGUAAUCUGUAUUCGGUGAAUCCGUCGCAAUUUUUGGAAACGUUUGUUCGUGUCUGCCGUGGUGAUUACCCAUCACAUCGGUUCUGUGACGCAACCCACGUGCACAUAAUAGAGCAAGCAUCUCAUGCACAUUUGUUAUUAUUUUGUUCGCGGCUCGCGAGUUCGUUUCUAAGCUGUGAGGAUCGAAUCGGAUCGAAGAAGGGAAAUCGCAUCGUCUGUCUUGCUCCCUCACGGCGCGUUCCAUUCUGUUGCAUUUAUUCAUUUUCAUUAAUCGAAAUAAGUUUUUUUUUCAUUCGGGUGUGCAUAAUUGUUUUCGUGCGCGAAGGCUAGUGUUUGUUGGUGGUGCGAGCGCUGUGGAGGCGCACGGUACACGUGACGCGGGCCGAGUGUUUGGGUGUCAGUGGUCGGUGGGCGCGCGUACUCCGGUUGCACUCUGCAGUGCGGCGUGCGUCGUGCGUCGGAGGUGAUUCACCGGGCGGCUUGUUGAUCGUGCUUAUUUACCCGCGAGUGCAUCACAAGUGCGUGGAGGAAGUGCAAAGGCAUGUGUGGCGCGCGACGGCGCCGAUGACACCGCCGUCCGGGGCGACGGCGAUUUAAAACAGUGAACCGUGUGUUAGCUAUGCGUUUCGGGUUAUGAGUGUGUGACAAAGUUGAAGGGUGCUGAGGACACUGGAGCCCCUAGACGGAGUUGGGCCCGCCGGGGCGGCCCUGGUGCUUCUUGGGGCUCCUCACGAAGGCAAAAUGGCAGCGUGGAACCGCCAUCACCACUUCAACAUGCUCAUGGAUGAGAAUGCCAAAAACAAAUUGGGCGUUGUGGGCGGCGGCAUGCCGGAGGGCGCGGGCGGCGAGCGGCGGCACGUGCCGCUGUACGGGCGGCUGGUGGCUGAGGACCAGCUGCCCUCGAUGAGCGCGCCGUCCGACAUUCAGGUGAGCGCUAGAGCGCGCAACACCCGAGCUUUCUGCCGCUACCGUUACCCUCAACAGGCCAUGCAGGCGAGAAUACCACACCACUUUCGAGAUCCUUCAACAGCACCGUUAAGGAAACUCAGCGUGGAUCUUAUCAAGACUUACAAACACAUUAAUGAGGUUUACUAUGCAAAGAAGAAGCGGAGAGCGCAACAGUACCUUGGAGAUGACGGUUCACAUAAGAAGGAGAGAAAGUUAUACAACGAUGGGUACGACGACGACAACCACGACUACAUCAUCAAACAGGGAGAGAAGUUCCUGGACCGGUACGAAAUCUCCUCGCCCAUAGGAAAAGGAUCCUUUGGACAGGUUGUGAAAGCGUACGACCACGAGGAGCAGUGUCAAGUAGCGAUAAAAAUAAUUAAAAAUAAGAAACCCUUCCUAAACCAGGCACAAAUAGAAGUCAAGUUACUAGAAAUGAUGAACAGGGCAGAUGCCGAAAAUAAGUAUUAUAUAGUGAAACUGAAGCGUCACUUCAUGUGGCGGAACCACCUGUGCCUCGUGUUUGAGCUGCUGUCGUACAACCUGUACGACUUGCUGCGCAACACCAACUUCCGCGGUGUCUCGCUCAACCUGACCCGCAAGUUCGCGCAGCAGCUAUGCACCGCCCUACUGUUCCUUAGUCAACCAGAAUUAAAUAUAAUUCACUGUGAUCUUAAGCCUGAGAAUAUUUUGCUAUGCAACCCGAAGAGAUCAGCCAUCAAGAUUGUUGAUUUCGGCAGUUCAUGUCAACUAGGUCAAAGGAUAUACCAGUACAUCCAGUCGAGGUUCUACCGGUCGCCAGAGGUGCUGCUUGGCAUCCCGUACGACCUGGCGAUUGACAUGUGGUCGCUGGGCUGUAUCCUGGUGGAGAUGCACACCGGCGAGCCCCUCUUCAGCGGCGCCAAUGAGCUCGAUCAGAUGAACAAGAUUGUCGAAGUGCUCGGCAUGCCACCGGACCAUUUGCUCGACCAGGCGCACAAAACCAGAAAGUUCUUUGACAAAUUACCGGCGUCAGAGGGCGGCGGAUACGUAUUGAAAAAAGUUAACGGAAAAGAUGGCAGCGGGUACCGCAAGUACCGGCCGCCGGGGUCUCGGCAGCUGCACGACAUCCUGGGAGUGGAGGGCGGAGGACCAGCCGCGAGACGUCGCGGCGAGCCUGGACACUCCGUCUCUGAUUACCUCAAGUUUAAGGAUCUGAUCCUGCGCAUGCUGGAGUACGAUCCGAAGCAGCGAGUGACACCAUACUACUCGCUGCAGCACAACUUCUUCAAGCGCACCGCGGACGAGGCCACCAACACGCAGCAGGCGCAGGCGCAGUCCCACCACCAGCACGUGGGCGGCGCGCGGCUGUGGGGCCCGGCCGAGCGCAUGGAGGUGGAGAGCGUGCGUCGCGACGACGACAUGCUGCCCGUCUGCCAGCUGCAGCACAGCCCCGUCGCCAUACACUAGCGCGAGCUCGGCGCCCGCGCGCCCCCCGCACCUCCCGCACCCCACGCGCCCCACGCGCCCCA
Papilio machaon (common yellow swallowtail) is the source of this 2705-nucleotide messenger RNA. It is a transcript of the gene mnb, whose product is annotated as serine/threonine-protein kinase minibrain. Gene Ontology annotation, cellular component: nucleus. The record is from RefSeq and is a predicted model, not a curated record. The transcript has 12 exons. Gene Ontology annotation, molecular function: ATP binding; protein serine/threonine kinase activity; transcription coactivator activity. Gene Ontology annotation, biological process: peptidyl-serine phosphorylation; positive regulation of DNA-templated transcription; protein autophosphorylation. Lineage: Eukaryota; Metazoa; Arthropoda; Insecta; Lepidoptera; Papilionidae. Bases 988 to 2643 code for a protein of 551 amino acids.